UUGGGAGUGGCGGUGGGAGGCACACCGUCAUUACUGUUGUCAUUGUGGUCGUACUGUUGGUUGUAUAGGGGUCCUUGUUUAUGUUGGCUUCAGCAUUUAUCGUCAUCGUUGGAGGCAACCUUCACCCUCACAAGAACAAGACGAUGGGUUUCUACAGACGAUAUCUGGAGCACCAAUGCGGUUUACUUACACGGAGCUCCGAGGUGCUACAAACAACUUCGCUGACAAGCUUGGUCAGGGAGGAUUUGGAUCCGUGUAUCUCGGAACACUCCCAGAUGGGAGUAGCAUUGCUGUAAAGAAGCUGGAGGGCCUAGGCCAAGGGGAGAAAGAAUUCCGCUCUGAGAUGACUACAAUUGGAAACAUCCACCAUGUCCAUCUAGUUAAACUCCGAGGCUUUUGUGUCGAGGGGGCACAAAGGCUUCUUGCGUACGAGUACAUGGCCAAGGGGUCUCUAAACAGGUGGAUUUUCAGUAGUACAGUGGAUGGUCCCCUUCUAGACUGGGAUACAAGGUUUCACAUUGCACUUGGAACAGCAAAGGGGCUGGCGUACCUCCAUCAGGACUGCGAGUCCAAGAUUAUACAUUGUGACAUCAAGCCUGAGAACGUUCUACUUGAUGACAACUUCCAUGCAAAGGUAGCUGACUUUGGGCUUGCCAAGCUGAUGAGCAGGGAGCAAAGCCAUGUUUUCACCAGGCUCAGAGGCACACGGGGCUAUGUUGCGCCCUAGUGGAUCACUAACUGCGCCAUCUCAGAUAAGAGCGACGUGUACAGCUACGGGAUAGUCCUGCUCGAGAUAAUCAGCGGAAGGAGGAGCUUCGACCCCUUGGAAGCCUCGGAGAAGGCCCAUUUCCCACCCUUCGCUUUCAAGAAGCUGGAGGAAGGCGAUCUUCGCAAUAUCGUCGAUGCCAAGUUGGCGUACGACGAUGGAGAUGGCCGGGUGGAGAUAGCUAUCAGGGUUGCUCUGUGGUGCGUUCAGCAGGAUUUCUCCCGGAGACCUUCCAUGUCGAAAGUUGUCCAGAUGCUUGAAGGCGUCUGUGAUGUGCCACAGCCGCCGACGUCCUCGCAUGUUGUGGACCGGCUCCAUCCGAGUGCUUUCAAGCCGGCUGAUACUCUACUUUCAGCUGUGCAGCUGUCUAGUCCCAGAUGAUAUGCUGGAGUAGAUGACUGGUUGCACCCCCGGCGCGCAAGUCCGUCGGCUACCCCUUGUUUUGGCAGCAUACUGUAUCUCGGUAAAGUGCUGUAUUUCCGGUC
This is a messenger RNA of Triticum dicoccoides, 1251 nucleotides long. Its product is annotated as G-type lectin S-receptor-like serine/threonine-protein kinase SD2-5. The record is from RefSeq and is a predicted model, not a curated record. The coding region runs from base 176 to 727 and encodes 183 amino acids. Gene Ontology annotation, biological process: protein phosphorylation. The transcript has a single exon. Gene Ontology annotation, molecular function: ATP binding; protein kinase activity. Lineage: Eukaryota; Viridiplantae; Streptophyta; Magnoliopsida; Poales; Poaceae.